Messenger RNA from Talaromyces stipitatus ATCC 10500, 1764 nucleotides. Its product is annotated as WD repeat protein. The transcript is spliced from 4 exons. The record is from RefSeq and is a predicted model, not a curated record. NCBI's taxonomy places the organism in Eukaryota, Fungi, Ascomycota, Eurotiomycetes, Eurotiales, Trichocomaceae. Gene Ontology annotation, molecular function: protein binding. Gene Ontology annotation, cellular component: mRNA cleavage and polyadenylation specificity factor complex. The coding region runs from base 1 to 1764 and encodes 587 amino acids.
AUGGCUGCUUAUGAAGACGGUGGUGAUGGCUUCUACGGAGGCAGGAGGACUUAUGAAGGCGGCAUUGGACUUCCCCGAAGACCAAGACCCGUCACGGACUACGGCUCAUCAGUUGUGCAAUGGAUGCGGACGCGAAGACCAAGAUACAAGGGAGCUCACCAAAUGGAAGUCGAAAGGCCGAGUCUGAGUUACACCGUUGAUAUGCUUCCGCCGUUAGCACGAAUUCAUUCCCCCGCCGACACGAUACCUGUCCGACACUUGCAUCAAUCUAUCGGAAAAUCAAAGAAACCUAUAACUGUAGUGAGAUGGACACCCGAAGGUCGAAGAUUGUUGACUGGCGGCCAUACUGGCGAAUUCAUGCUGUGGAAUGGAACGGCAUUUAAUUUCGAGACGGUGAUGGAUGCCCAUUAUGAUCAAUUCCAAGCCGGCGUUACGUCCGCUGCAUGGUCGCAUAGCCACGACUGGUUAAUAUCCGGUGGACAAAAGGGAGAUGUCAAAUAUUGGCGACCGAAUUUCAACAACGUCGAGACCGUGGAUGAUGCGCAUCACGACGCCGUUCGAGAUUUGGCAUGGGGUCCGAGCGACACGAAAUUUCUUUCAGCUUCGGACGAUACGACAUUGAAAAUCUUUGAUUUCACUGCGCGAGCUUGCGAUACAGUGUUGACGGGCCAUAACUGGGAUGUGAAAUCCUGCGAUUGGCAUCCGACCAAAGGAUUGUUAGUGUCAGGGUCGAAAGACCACCAGGUCAAGUUUUGGGAUCCUCGAACCGGGAGAUGUUUAACCACUCUACACAGUCACAAGAAUACAGUUACCACUACGAAGUUCUCUCGAGUGAACAGUAACCUUCUCGCUACGUCGUCACGCGAUUGCACAGCAAGAGUAUUCGAUCUUCGGAUGAUGCGCGAUAUUUGUAUCCUUCGAGGACACGAAAAGCCCAUAUCUUCAUUGACGUGGCAUCCAGUCCAUAGUUCAUUGAUAUCAACAGGCAGUGAGGACGGUUCACUGUAUCAUUAUCUAUUGGACGAACCGAAUCUUCCUUCAGGCCAUGUCCCUACUGUUGCGCCUUACGAUAGCAAUGAUCCUCUCAACACUCCGCCACAGGUCAUACACCCCGCACACCGCAUUCAGUACGCCCACGCUUCAACUAUCUGGUCCUUAAACUGGCACCCGCUGGGCCACAUAUUGGCCUCCGGUUCAAAAGAUAAUUUCACCCGUUUCUGGUCCCGAGCUCGUCCAGGAGAAACUGCGUAUAUGAAAGACCGCUUCCACAUUGGUGAAGAAGCCGCCGAGGCACAAGGGACGUGGAACCGCGGCUUUGGGAAAAAACAGAUGCGAGAAGAGGAGGAGCAAGAAGCACAAGACGAAGCGGAGGGACUGGUCGAUCAAAAGACUGCUGCAUCAAGUCUUCCUGGUAUCCAGGGCAUGCAACUGCCAGGUAUCUCAUCGGAUGCUGGGCCAUCGGGAUUACUCCCAGGUAUUGGCAAUUACCAGCCACCACCACUGCAACCCAACAUGUCGAUGCCUGGUAUGGAUGCCAACUCCUUGGCUUCAAUGAUGGGAGCCGCAUCACAAGCAUCCUAUCCAGUUCAUAAUACCGGUAUUCCCGGAUUUAUGAUGAAUGCGCCGACGACCGCUACUCCACCACCACAACCUCCUAAACUGGACCCAAACCUGAAUUUAGCUGCAUUACAGAAACAAUUGAUGGCGCAGGGAAUCCAGCUUCCUCCCAAUUUUGCUAAUCCAAGCGCAUGGCAUAAUAGUUGA